Messenger RNA from Thrips palmi, 791 nucleotides. Its product is annotated as endocuticle structural glycoprotein SgAbd-2-like. Gene Ontology annotation, molecular function: structural constituent of chitin-based larval cuticle. Gene Ontology annotation, cellular component: chitin-based extracellular matrix. The transcript has 3 exons. The record is from RefSeq and is a predicted model, not a curated record. Lineage: Eukaryota; Metazoa; Arthropoda; Insecta; Thysanoptera; Thripidae. Bases 71 to 496 code for a protein of 141 amino acids.
UUAUAAGAGGGGCGCCCAUCUUCCAGCCGCGUAGUCUGUGAGAGGUCCAGUGUCGUGCACGUCGAGAACCAUGAAGUCCCUGGUGUUGCUGGCCGUGUGCUUGGUGGCGGUGCAGGCGGCGCCGCAGCGGCCGCAGGACCAGCAGGCCGUCAUCCUGCAGCAGAGCUCCGACAUCAGCCCGGACGGGUCCUUCUCAUUUUCGUACGAGACGAGCAACAGCAUCCGCGCCGACGCCCGCGGCCAGCAGGUGGGACCCGAGUCCCUGUCCGUGCAGGGCCAGUACUCGUACACGGCGGACGACGGCACCCCCAUCCAGCUGCAGUACCUCGCCGACGAGAACGGCUUCCAGCCCCAGGGCGCGCACCUGCCAACGCCGCCGCCCAUCCCCGACGCCAUCCUCAAGUCCAUCGAGUACAACAGGCAGCACCCCGAGCAGGACGAGAGCCAGGGCCAGGGCCAGCAACAGCCGCAGCCCUUCAACAUCCGCCGCGGCUAGGCCGUGAAGAGGCCAGGAAGGACACCUGAAAGAGAACACCGCACCUGAGAGACGACCGCGUCUCAUUUUUGGCCACGGCUUCCCUGCCAGAAACUCUGUCAUUUUCAGACGCAACCAUCGGCCUGGCCGGGAGCUGGCCGCCAAAAAGGAUCAAAACUUCUGUGAUAGAAACUUGUUUAGGAGCCAAAUGAAGCAAAACUAUGACUUUAGUAUUUGGAGUUUGUAUUGGUGGUCAAAUUGAACACACAAUGGAAACGGCAUGCUCUUUCGGAAAUAAAAUAACAAGCCGUGUUCA